AUGGUUUCCACCAGCGCGGAAGGUGUGCAGUCCGGAGAGAUUACCAACGGAGUCAGGAAUAGAGCCGGAGAGGCGAUUGUCGUAGAGAAGAAGGAUACGAAGAGCGGCGGAUUCGCCGAGCGAAGAGGGGAUCUGGCCGGAGAGGGAGUUGGAGUUGAGAAUGAGAGAGUGGAGCAACGGGAGGCGGAAGAUAGAUGCGGGAAUGGGGCCAUUGAGAGAGUUGGAGCUGAGAUCGAGUGCGGUGAGGCCACGGCAGUCGGAGAAGGAGGGGAUGGAGCCGGUGAGGUUGGAAGCGGAGAUGGUGAGAGAGGAGAGGGAGGGGAGGGAGGUGCAGAAGGUCGUGGGGAGAGGAAGGGUGAGGGGAAUGGAGAGGAUGGAGAUGGAGGAUACGGAGCCGGAGGAGUCGCAGGUGAGGUGGUUCCAGUUGCAGGGGGAGGAGUCCGUUGGGUUCCAGUCGGGGAAAGGGGAGGGGCAGUGGCCGGAGAGCUUGGCUUAUUGGCUCUUGAUUAUGGUUUAGCAUGA
This is a messenger RNA of Phalaenopsis equestris, 522 nucleotides long. RefSeq names its product PE-PGRS family protein PE_PGRS16-like. Lineage: Eukaryota; Viridiplantae; Streptophyta; Magnoliopsida; Asparagales; Orchidaceae. Bases 1 to 522 code for a protein of 173 amino acids. The record is from RefSeq and is a predicted model, not a curated record. The transcript is spliced from 2 exons.